AUGAACUGUUCAGCAGAACUCCAAAGAAAAAAUUAUUCGGCAACAAUAUUAAAUCAAGCUAUGGAUGAUGAUGCAGGUUCAUGGUGGUGGUGGACUAAUGUUAUUGGUACAUUAUCAUUUGGUAUAAUUGGUAUAAUUGGUAAUAUAAUAUGUUUUUUGGUUGUGUGUCAUUUUGCUUUACCACAACAUUCAUUUGUUGAAUAUCUUCGAUCAUUGGCAAUAUUUGAUUUUUUAUCGUUAUUAUUUGAAUGUAUUCAAUCAUUACAUGAUUUAUUUUAUUAUUUAUUUUCAAUAAAUUUAUUAAAUUUUCGUUCAUCAAUUGUUUGUAAAUUAUAUGAAUAUUUAAAUCAUGUUAUAAUAUUACUUUCUUGUUGGACAAUCGUUAGUUUAACAUUUGACCGUUUAAUUCUUGUUUGUGAUCCAUGGGCAAAGCGAUGGCCAAAUUUGUCACGUCGUAUUUGUAAUUCAAAAUGUGCAAAAAAAAUUAUAUUUUUAUUGAUAAUUUUAUCACUUUUAAUAAAUAUUCCACAUUUACUUUAUCAAGAAUGGAUUUGUCGAAAACCUGGUUAUCAACAUAGUGCUGCUUUUAUUGGAAAUUUAAAUUUAAAUGAAACAAAAUCGAAUCAUAUCUCAAAACGUCUUCUCUGUCAAUGUCGAACAUCACCAUAUCUUAGUCAUCUUACACUUUUGUUUUAUAUUAAAUGGAAAAUAUAUAUAUUUCAUUUAUUUUGUUAUACAUUAAUUCCAGCUAUUAUAUUAAUUGCAAGUAAUACAGCAAUACUAAAACUUGUUCAUAGUCGUCGACAAAUAGUUGGACAAAAAAAUGAACAUCUAAGAUCAAAAUUAACUCGUACAUUAACAUUAGUAUCAAUUAUGUUUUUAAUUUUAUAUUUUCCUCAUGCAAUUGUUCAAACAUUAUCAAUAUUAAUAUUUCCAAGUUAUCAUAAACGUUGCGAUAUUCGUUCAUUAAUUAUAAUCCGUAUAUUAAAACGUUUAAGCGAAUUAAUGAAUAUAACUGCAUUAGGUAUUAAUUUCUUCAUAUAUAUAUUGGGUGUUAAUCAUUAUCGUUCAGCAGCAAUAAAAAUGUUAGGUUUACAUAAUUUUAAUUUGUUUUUACCAUAUUUAACUGUUGAACAUCGAAAUUCUAUUGCAUCAACAUUGAUACAUUCAAAUAAAUACAAUAGAACAAAUAUUCAAAUGAAUAAUUCAACCAUUCAAUUAUUAACAAUAAAAAAUAAUGAGAAUUUAAAUCAAAUUUCAAAAUCAUCAUUAGAGAACACAAAUUUAUCAAAAUAA
Rotaria socialis is the source of this 1296-nucleotide messenger RNA. NCBI's taxonomy places the organism in Eukaryota, Metazoa, Rotifera, Eurotatoria, Philodinida, Philodinidae. The record is from the annotation of a GenBank genome assembly.